Messenger RNA from Papaver somniferum (opium poppy), 327 nucleotides. Its product is annotated as transmembrane emp24 domain-containing protein p24beta3-like. Lineage: Eukaryota; Viridiplantae; Streptophyta; Magnoliopsida; Ranunculales; Papaveraceae. Gene Ontology annotation, cellular component: endoplasmic reticulum; Golgi apparatus; COPII-coated ER to Golgi transport vesicle. The transcript has 2 exons. Gene Ontology annotation, biological process: intracellular protein transport; Golgi organization; endoplasmic reticulum to Golgi vesicle-mediated transport. The annotation marks the transcript as partial. The record is from RefSeq and is a predicted model, not a curated record.
UCCUCACAGGUAACAUCUCCUGGAGGCAAUGUAGUUAAUUCUUUGAAAGGAACAUCAGGGGACAAGUUUGAAUUUAAGGCUCCACGAGCGGGAAUGUAUAAAUUCUGCUUCCACAAUCCUUACUCAACUCCAGAGACUGUAUCUUUCUACAUCCAUGUUGGUCAUAUCCCCAAUGAGCAUGACCUUGCAAAAGAUGAACAUUUGGACCCAAUAAAUGUCAAGAUUGCCGAGUUGAGAGAGGCUUUGGAGUCUGUCACAGCAGAGCAGAAGUACCUAAAAGCGCGUGAUUCCAGGCAUCGCCACAGUAAGCUCAUCUCUCUCUACCUC